GUCAGAGCCACUGAAGGAGCUAGCUGUUAGCUGUAGCCCUGCAGCACAAGAAUAAAACCCUCCAGAGGGUGCAGCUUUCUGCCACGAUGCAGAUCAUCAUCUUCUCACACAAACAGCAUCUGAUCAGUCAGUGGAAAGGAUGAAGUGUACGACGCUUUUUCUCGUGCUGUCCAUGGUUGUCCUGAUGGCUCAGCCAGGAGACUGCAUCUUUGGAUGGAUCUUUAAGGGAAUCCAUCAUGCAGUUCACGGCAUUCGCAAAUUGAUUCAUGGGAGGGGAAAAGCUGCAGAAGUGCAAGCAGACCAACAGCAACUGGACCAGGAUCAACUAAACCAGCAACAAGUGGACCAGGAUCAACUAAACCAGCAACAAGUGGACCAGGAUCAAUUAGAUCAGGAUCAACAGGACCAGGACCAGCAGGACCAGGAUCAACAGGACCAGGACCAACAGGACCAGGACCAACAGGACCAGGAUCAACUGGACCAGGAUCAACUGGACCAGGAAGAUCUGGACCAGCAGCAGUUGGACAAACGCUCCUUCCAAUCUGCACGUCGUCGCUUUGAUUAGAUACAAGAGGCCACUGUAGAUAUGCCAGCAGUUCUUGGUUCUAAACAUUUUUCAACCUUCUUUAUGUUGAAUCAGUUCUGAAUACUUUGCUGUUGUGGCAUCUGUUUGCAAAAUGAAAAAUAAACCAACGAAGCUGUACAGAGUGCAGCCAAAGCAUACCGCAUUGUACGUAAAGCUGCAGAGAGUUUUGUCAAAAGUGACAUGCAAAUAAAAUCAUUUUCUGUAACUCUUGA
Messenger RNA from Poecilia latipinna (sailfin molly), 798 nucleotides. RefSeq names its product dicentracin-like. NCBI's taxonomy places the organism in Eukaryota, Metazoa, Chordata, Actinopteri, Cyprinodontiformes, Poeciliidae. The coding region runs from base 140 to 565 and encodes 141 amino acids. Gene Ontology annotation, biological process: defense response to bacterium. The transcript is spliced from 4 exons. The record is from RefSeq and is a predicted model, not a curated record.